GCGGUAGAGUGGCAUCGCGUGGAGGAAGCGGUGGAGGGUGCGGCGCGUGGAUAACAGGGUGUCAGGGACUCCGGGUCGGCGUCUCGGGGUUAGCUCUACACAGCUGGCCUUGUGUGUGUGGGAGGAAACUGAGGACGCUUGUCCACCGCUCCUGCGGGGAGGGGUCUCACAGCCCUGCUAGGCGCUGCAGCCCGGCGGAGCCUCACCUCGGGGUAGGAAGGGUGGGAAAAGAAGUGGGUUUUUUUUUUUCCCCAGUCUUUGAGACUGUUAUUUAUAGCCAAAGCAAUUCCUGUUUGAGCUGCUUCGUAUGAAGGAGUUCUUCAAGGUCUUUAAAUAGGGGUUGUAGAGAUGAAUUACAGCGGACCCAAAAUAUCGAAACAUUCAACAACUGCGUGGUCCUUCUGUCAGCUACCUGAGUGACGUGAUGUAGUUCGAGUUCGGACUGCUUCGUCUCCUUGUUUUGUAGUUUGUAAUCCGUACCUCGAAUUUAAUAGCAGGUGUCCACCUUCAUAAAAUAAACCGUUCUGUGAUGCCUAACUGGAACUAACAGGAUUCUGGGAUUCCUCAUGCUUGUGUUCCUAGAAAUACAAGAUUUCUCUGCGUUAGACUUUAAAGCAACAAUCUCUGUCAGUCCCUGCCAGAAUAGUCAUUACCAUUUACCGCAAAAUGUGCCUGCAUUUUGCAGAAGUCUUAAAAAUACCUUGCCAAAACAUCACAUCGGAGCUCAGUAAAAAGAACUAUUCUGUUAUUUAUUCUACAAAUGCUCUGCCAUGUCUAGCCAUCGCAUGAGCUCAUCUAAGAAGCUUUUUAUAUAAUCAACAGAAGUCAAGAUAUAUCCAGUGAGCACUAACAGCCAAGAACUGGAGAAGUGCUGCCAACUUUCGCAGGCCUCUUCCAGAUCUGAUCUGUUUAAUGUUCUGUUAGGUUGUGUGUAAGUGACUUCAUGUGCCCGUUACAUUGCUUCUCUCCCCCACCAAUUCAAAUCUCCCAGAUCACCAAAUGUUGUAUUUUCUUAAUGCUAAUCACAGUCGGCAUUGUUACAGACAUUUGCUUUUAUAAGUACUUAUAAAAUAUGUUAGAUACUAGCCAGGUGGCACAUGCCUUUAAUCCUAGCACUAAGGAGGCAGAAGCAGGCGAUCUCUGUGAAUUCAAGCCCACUCAGGUCUACAGAGCAAGUCCUAGGACAGCCAGGCUGUUACAGAGAAAAACCUUGUCUAGGAAAAAAAGAAAAAAAAGUUAAGUACUAUUAGUCAUGUUUUAACAGAUGUGAAAACUGAUCUAUCCAGGAAUCACACAGUUAGUUACUCUGUAUUAAAACUGAAAUUAAAACCUAGAAAGUCUAGCUCCAUGCCCACACCCUUAAGCACAGCUGUUGUAAGAGCUUUCAGUGAGAGACUUUGGAAAAUUUGCUAGAGUGAGGUAGAUUCCCUCUUCUGUUUGGAGAAAGGAGGACAAGAACAUUUGUCCAGAAAGAAACCUUGUAGGGUGACAAUCUGCCCAAAGCAAGCUGAAAUCCGAGAGGACAGUAUAAAACAGAAAAGCCACCUUCAUUAACUUGUUAUUUGUGUUCAUCUUGAAGAAAUAGCUUCUCUUCUGGGCUUCACUCUUUAUUAGAGAUGGGAGGGGAGGGAGGUUAGUAAGAACAACCUUAGUCUGAGCACAGUGGGGCUACAUUAGGGACGGCUAGAGCACUGGAGUGAGUGAGGCUCUAUCGAACUACGCCGGUUUUCCUUUCUGCUCUGAUGGUUUUGGCUUUCUAUCGUGGCCUCGGCUCCAGCUACACCUAUGUGGACCGCAGAUGAGAUUGCUCAGCUGUGCUAUGCACAUUAUGUCAGACUACCCAAGCAGGGGAAGCCUGAGCCAAACCGUGAGUGGACUUUGUUGGCAGCUGUGGUGAAGAUACAGUCUGCAGCUAACCAAGCUUGUGACCCCCCUGAUAAGGAAGUGCAAGUGACAAAGGAAGUUGUCUCAAUGGGAACGGGAACAAAAUGCAUAGGCCAGUCCAAGAUGAGAGAGAGCGGAGACAUCCUUAAUGACAGCCAUGCUGAGACCAUAGCCAGAAGGAGUUUCCAGAGGUACCUUCUCCACCAGCUCCAUUUGGCAGCCGUCCUGAAAGAGGAUAGCAUCUUUGUCCCAGGGACUCAAAGAGGACUCUGGAGGCUCAGACCUGACCUGUCAUUUGUGUUUUUCUCUAGCCACACACCCUGUGGGGAUGCCUCCAUCAUUCCGAUGCUGGAGUUUGAAGAACAGCCCUGCUGCCCUGUCAUCGGAAAUUGGGCCAACAACUCACCUGUAGAAAGGACUGAGAAUCUAGAGGAUUCUAAAAAUAAAAGGAACUGUGAAGACCCAGACAGUCCUGUAGCCAAGAAAAUCAGGCUUGGAACAUCUGCCAGCUCGCUCUCCAAUUGUGUAGCUCACCAUGGGCCACAGGAAAGUGGUCCAGUCAAGCCAGAUGUCACCAAGGAGGAAUGGGAUGCUGCCAAUGGAAUGGCUUCAGGUAGCAUCAGAGUGGUGGAUGUGUAUAGAACGGGAGCCAAGUGUGUUCCUGGAGAAACUGGGGACUUGAGACAGCCAGGUGCUGCCUACCACCAGGUGGGGCUACUUCGUGUGAAGCCUGGCAGGGGAGACAGGACAUGCUCCAUGUCCUGCAGUGACAAGAUGGCAAGGUGGAAUGUCCUCGGAUGCCAGGGCGCACUGCUAAUGCACUUCCUGGAGAAGCCCAUCUACCUCUCAGCUGUGGUCAUCGGGAAGUGCCCGUACAGUCAGGAAGCCAUGAGGAGAGCACUGACUGGCAGGUGUCAGGAAACCUUGGUUUUACCCAGAGGUUUUGGCGUUCAAGAACUGAAAAUACAGCAGUCGGGUUUACUAUUUGAACAGAGCCGCUGUGCAGUCCACAGGAAAAGAGGUGACAGUCCAGGCCGACUCGUCCCUUGUGGGGCAGCUAUCAGCUGGAGUGCUGUUCCCCAGCAGCCUUUGGAUGUCACAGCCAAUGGUUUUCCACAAGGAACAACAAAGAAAGAAAUUGGAAGCCCCCGGGCCAGAUCCCGAAUCAGCAAGGUGGAACUCUUUAGAUCAUUCCAGAAGCUGCUGAGCAGCAUUGCAGAAGACGAGCAGCCGGACUCCAUCAGGGUACAGAAGCUGGCUACCUAUCAGGAGUACAAGGAGGCUGCGUCUGCCUACCAGGAAGCCUGGGCUGCACUCCGGAGGAUACAGCCGUUCGCGUCCUGGAUCAGAAACCCACCCGACUUCCACCAGUUUAAAUGAACUCUUGCUGGUAUCAGGAAUCUUCACAUUGGUCUGCCUCUCCCUUCAUGCUGAACAAACCUCUGCUUUUCUGGAGGUUAAAUCCGAGGAGAAAGAGAUGCCUUCUCUCAGAGCGCCGCACCUCUUUGGUGUCAUAAAUGGAAGCCAGAACUUUAUCAAUUUAUACUUGACUUGAGCAGCUCUGUGCUAAGAGAGCCUCUCAGUUAUGAGCUUGGUAUCUGCCUUCAGUUGUGUUUUAUUGUUCUUUAAAAUACAACAUCAGAGUUUGGAACAUGAUGCUUUUAAAGUAAUCUGCAGCAGCUCUGGUUUGUGUCUUCUGACACUGAUUCAGCAAGUAUGCAUUGGGCUGAAAUCUCUAGAAUGCUGGAAACUUUACAGCCUCUCCUGGACUAAUGAUAAUGUAUUUCGUAUUCCCAGCUUCCUUUUAGAACCAUCCCAGUCCUCAGCAACCAGACCUGGCUGAAGCUAACUUUACCCUCAGGCUCAGCACAGGACUAGCCUUGGAAAGCUCUGUUCUCAGACUUACCAAGAAAGGUUAGUUUGUUUGGGUUUUGUUUUUGUUCUUGAGACACAGUCUCACUUUGUAACCUACACUGUCCUUGGCUUUUAGUCCUGCUUCAGCCUUCCAAGAACCAAGCCACCAUCAUCCCCCACCACACUACUUUUUCCUCAUCCUCCUACCUUUUGCUUGAGACAGGAUCCCUCUCUAUAGCCCAGGCUGGCCUUGAACUCAACACACAGCCGAGGAUGACUUUGGGCUCUGAUCCUCACACCUCUGCCUCCUGGUGUCACACCAUACUUUGCUUCCAGGAUUCUCUUCUGACCAGUGUCGUGAGGACCAUUAUAGUCUUGUAACUGCCAGUAGCCUCCAUCUUUUCCUACAGACAGAGACAGCCAGCUGAGAAUGAAGGCAGCAGAGGAGGAAAAUGCCAGAACAGCAAAGCACUAGGGUCCAGCCUGCACCCAGACCACAUGAGACAAGUGCCUGGUUUGAUGUUUUUUCUUGAUUUAUGGGGGCCACACAUGCUAUAGUGUAUGUGUGGCGGCAAGCACCUGUAUUAGCAGAGCAGGGCCCUGUUCUGAUUGAAUUCUUUUCUUUUUUAACUCAGUUCCCAAAUGCCUUAAUUUCCUACAGCAAAUCCGCAAACGACCUAGCAACUAACUAACCUAAGAGAGAGUGCUCAGCUUCUCCCCACCUUGAAAAACUAGCCGGAAAUAGAAGUGCUGCUUGUUACUCAGUGUCACUAGGUUUUAUAGUGUUUUGUUUUGUUUUGCUUUGGUUUGUUUUUCCAGACAGGGUUUCUCUGUGUAGCCCUGGCUAUUCUGGAGCUCACUUUGUAGAUCAGGCUGGCCUCAAAUGCAGAGAUCUGCCUGUCUCUGCCUCCUGAGUGCUGAGAUUAAAAGGUGUGUGCCACCAUGCAGGGUUCUUUUAAAGACUUGAAUAAAAUGUGAAGUAACAUAUUUUUUAGCUAUU
Molecule: messenger RNA, 4738 nt
Organism: Grammomys surdaster
Lineage: Eukaryota; Metazoa; Chordata; Mammalia; Rodentia; Muridae
Gene: Adat1
Product: adenosine deaminase tRNA specific 1
Exons: 9
Coding region: 1786-3264 (492 amino acids)
Biological process (GO): RNA processing
Molecular function (GO): adenosine deaminase activity; RNA binding
Source: RefSeq, a predicted model, not a curated record